AUGGCAAGCAUUGCAACAGAAGUUGUCAACUCGGAGCUAGUGCUCCCCGCGGUCGCCGCCGCCGUGCCCCUCCCACCUGACAACGGCAGCCAAGACAACCUGCCGGCCGGCUGGGUCAAGCAGUUUGACGCCGAGCACAACCAGUUCUUCUACGUCGACACAGCAACCGAGAAGCCCCAGUGGGAGCGUCCCGACGCCCCGGCGUCGGCGCCCAUCGUCGCGGCCUCGCCCCCGCUCCCAGUGACGGUCCUCCCCUCGGCGGGCGACAACACCCCAACCGGUUCGUUGGUUGACGUCGAGUGGCCAGAGUUCGACGCAGCAUCAACUGACGAGGCAGUAGCCAACGAUGCUGCCGCCGCUGCAGUGUCUACGACCGAAGUCGACACGGCGGUUGCCUCUGCGACCGAGGCUAUCACGUCGUCGGCUUCGAACAACACUGCGACGCGCACCACUGUUGAGGCUGUCGAGGAGGAGGAGGCGACCUCGGUCGCUGAGGUCCAGGUUACCCAGGAGGCCGGCGUGCUCGCCGCGUCGUCGGCCACCGGGGCGGCCGCUGUUGCUUUAGAGCAGGCCGCUCAGAUUGGCCAGCACGGCGUCAGCAACAUUCUCAACGGCGCCGCUCAGACUGGCGAGCGCGGCUUCAGCAGCAUCAUCAACAAUGUCAUCGGCGGGAGCAGCGCCACAGCCCAGGCGGCGGCCGGAACCUCGACGGCUGCCGCAACAGCCACUGCCACGGCGGCGGCUACGACCGACAUCGAGACCACCCAAACCACUACCACGGAGACAACCACCGCGUAUCCCGCGGUUCCGGUCGCCCCUGUCGUCGUCGCUCCACAGCAGCCAGAGAAUGCGGGAGGACUUGGCCUCCUCGGUAGCCUUCUCGCUGGCGGUGGUGCCGCUGUCGCCGCCCUUACCGUGGCUGAGGUUCUCGAGGACAGGAAAAAGAAGAAAGAGAAGGACCACCGCCUCCACAACCCAGGACCCGAGCAAUACUACACUGGCCCAGAUGGUGCCUUCUACCCUUAUGGACCCGAGAGCCCCAAGAAGAAGAAGCAUGGGCUCGACUUAGGUAUCGGCAUCAGCGGUGACGUUAGUGCCAACGUCGAGGUCCAAGCCGGAAAGCACAAGCUGGGCUUUGGCGGCGGCGCUGGCGGCAAGACGGGUGCCAAUGUCGGUGUUCACGGCGACAAGUACGGUCUCGAUGUCGACGGUCGGGUCGGUGCCCAGGGCGGCGCUGGGGCUGGUGUCUACACUAGCAACCACCAGUUCGGAGUCGGUGGCCAGGCUGGCGGCCAAGCGGGUGCCAAUGCCGGCGUGGGCUGGGGCGGCCCUCAGGGCCUUGGGUUCGGCGGUGGCGUUGGCGCCCAGGGCGGUGCUGGCGCGGGCGUCAACUUUGACGGCCACCAGAUCGGCGCCGGCGGCCGCAUCGGCGGACAGACGGGCGGCCAAGUUGGUGUCAACUUCAACAACGGUAUCGGCUUCAACACCCAGGUUGGCGCCGGUGGUGGUGCCAGCGUCGGCGCCAACAUUGACGGCCACAACAUUGGUGCUGGUGGCCAGUUCGCCGGCCAGACGGGCCUCGGCGCUGGCGUCAACUUCAACAACGGCAUCCAUGGCGGAGCCCAGGCCGGCGGCCGUCUCGGCGGCAAGGCUGGCGCUUGGGCUGGGGAUCACACUGUGGGCAUCGGUGGCAACGUCGGCGGCAACCUUGGCAUCGGCGCCGGAGCGGGUCUCACCCAGCAGGACUACCUGACCAUCAACCAGGGUGGCAGCCAGCUCAUCCAAACCGGUCAGCAGAUUGUCCAGCCCGGCGCCAACAUCGCCGGUGGUGCCUACGUCGGCAACAAGACCAACAUCGCUGACAGCGGGUACGUCGGUAACCACCUCAACGAGAACAAGUUCAACGAAUGCAACGAGACCAAGGUCAACGAGUGCAACGAGACCAAGGUCAACAAGACAACCUUUGACACCACCCGCAUCACGGACUACACGGUCGACGAGGGCAAGAACUGGUCUGGCGAGGGUCACGGUCGCAGGCGCCGCAACAGUCACGGUCGCAAGCACGGCCGUUUCGACUUUGAGGGCCGCCGUGAGGACCGUCGCGAGGACUACCAGUUUGAGACGCACGACGAGAAGACGACAACGACCUUCACUUCCACUCACGCCGAGACUCACAACGGCCAGGUUACCGGCACGACUUCGGGCCACGCCCACCAGGACACCUUCUCUGGUGCCAAGGGCGGACGCAUCGGCGGCCUCACUGAGGGAACUGCCGUUUCCACCACCUUCGACGAAGUGUCCGAGGGUCGCUUUGGUGGCAAGGUCGGCGGCCGCAUCACCGGCCAGACCAUUGGCUCUGGUCAUGCCGAGGUGCAAGUCGCAACUCAUGACGAGAGCAGCACCAGAGUGACAAGCGAGUCAUUCAACAAGGUCCUGAACGGUGCCGGGUUCGGUGUCAGUGGCGAGACUAUCGCGACAGCGGGCAAAGUCCUCAACGGUCAUGGGUUUGGCCUGACCGGCGAGAAGAUCACAAAGGUUGCAUCGGGUGGCAUCAGCAACAUCACCAACCAGAUCAGCAAUGUCACCUCGUCGGGAUUCACCAAUGUUGCCACUGGCAUCGCCACGGCCGCUACCGGUGCUGUUACCGGUGGUGUUGGUGCUGGCCUGGUUGGCACCGCGGUGGGACUGGGCGGUAGUGCCAUCGCCACUGGUGUCUCCACGGCUUCCGACUUCGUUAAGACGACGGGAUCCAAGAUCAUUGGUAACGCGACUUCGGGCAGUAGAAGCACUUCGAACACCAACACCUCAAACCACAACACGUCCGAGGAAAUCACGGAGGUCACAACAAUUACUACCACUACGACCACGACCAACGAUGUCAAGCAGGUUGGCGGCAGUAGCUCCAAGAUUGAUGUCGGCAAGAAGACGGCCACCAUCGAGGAGAUCGUCGACGAGUCCUUUGAAAAGGGCGAGCGCAAGGUUCACCUUGACGAGAAGGUCACGACCGGUCGCAAGAUCCACGUGGACGAGAAGGUCACGACUGCCAAGGAAGUUCGCGAGGAAGUUCAUGAGUCGAAGCGCGACGACCGUAUCGACACCCGCGUGGUUGUGGACACUCGUCUUGAGGAGCACGGGCACCGUACAAGGCCGCGCAGCCCUCUACCCCACCACGUUCACCCCUCGCCUCCGCGCGUUGUCAUCGACACUGGAUGCGAGUCUUACAACCGCCAGGACAUCUACGACGAGUACAACGUUACGCAGGACCACUGGCUCCAGGAGACUCGCGCUCGCCAGGAGCGCAUCGUCAGCAUUGAGCAGCAGCGCUUCGAGGAGGCUGCCCGCCGUGCGCACGAGGCACGUCUCCACUCCCGUGCGGUCGGCAUCCAGUAUGUCGGGGACUGCGUCGCGGAGAGCUUUGACGACGAUUGCUACGACCACUCCGCCAACUACGAGCACCAGUACCGCGCUGUCCAGCAGGCUCUGCACACCUCGCACUACCAUGCCAACACGCCCUACCGCGGCACCCAGUACCCCGACUAUGGCUCCCCUGUGGUUGGCAACAGCGACCUUGACCUCUUCACUGCAGCUCAGGCCCGCGCCAACACCUACUCCAGCGGUGGCUUUGCUCACCUGUCGACAACCUACGACGUGUAUGACUACCAGCCCUACACCAACGACACCUACCGCCAUGCUCACGCGCACAACGCGUACGCGGCGGACUACGCCAGCCAGGAGACGUAUGGUGUGCGCGGUCAGGCUUAUGCUCAAGCAUUCAAUGGACAGAGCCGUGUUCAGCACCACCACCAGCACAGCCCUCUCGCUCACCACCACGACCACUUCCACGGCCAACACCACGGUCACCACCACGGCCACUCUCACGGCCACUCGCACGGUGGCCGCGCUCAGCCCCAGCCUGAGGUCACUUCGGUCCGCUCCCAGUUCAACUACCUCGACGUCGAGACGUACGACUACCAGGCGGUGAGGUACGACAGCCACAAGGUUGUGGGCCAUGGUGUGACUGUUGGCGGGUACUACUAG
Molecule: messenger RNA, 4038 nt
Organism: Vanrija pseudolonga
Lineage: Eukaryota; Fungi; Basidiomycota; Tremellomycetes; Trichosporonales; Trichosporonaceae
Exons: 4
Coding region: 1-4038 (1345 amino acids)
Molecular function (GO): protein binding
Source: RefSeq, a predicted model, not a curated record